This is a messenger RNA of Miscanthus lutarioriparius, 1770 nucleotides long. The record is from the annotation of a GenBank genome assembly. Lineage: Eukaryota; Viridiplantae; Streptophyta; Magnoliopsida; Poales; Poaceae.
AUGGACGACGCCUGGCCGUGGCUGGCCUCCCUGCCGCCUCCUCUUCGUGAUGAAGGCGGGCCCGACACACCGUCGCCGCCGCCAUGGUCUCUCCCGCUCGCCGCCUCCAUCGCCCUGCAGGCCGACACAACUGCUGCUGCUUCUGCGUCUCCCGCCGGCAACGGCGAUGACGAUGAUGACGGCGAGCCCGCGCUGCUCGUCGCUUUCUCCGUCGCCGUCAUCGGCGCAGGCGGCGAGCCGCGCGCGCUGUGGGCGUCUGAAGGCUUCGCGGCGUCCUCGCCGGUCGCGCUGAGGGUGCAGCUUCUGGUUCAGCUCCUCAACGAGGUGCUCGCGCUCUCUCCGUACGUCCCCUGCUUGGGCGCGGCCACCGGCGUUGACGACCUCGGCCGCGGGGACGUGUCCGAGGCCAAGGUGGACGCGGAGACCGUCUCCGCCGUCGUCGGGGCGGGUGGCGCCGAUCCCUCUGCGCCCGCCGCGGCGGCCUUCUUCUCGAUCGCUCUUCUGCUGCGACUCUUCUGGCUGUGCGCACUCGACGCCCCGGCAGACGCCGGGUACCUCUUCUUCCGAGACCUCGGGGCCGAGAUCGAGCGCGGCCUCGGCGAGUGCCGGCCGGCGUUCGGCGUGUUCCUGCGAUCCGUCGGCCCGGACGUCGAGGACCGGUUCAUGCGCUCGCUCGGGUACAUGCUCGCCAAGUGGUGCCUGCUGCGGGAGAUACAGGCUGCUGCUGCCGGGCCGGCGGCGGCACCGCGUCGUCGUCGCGCGCUCCCCGCCGCGUGCCUGUCGUACGCCACCGAGGUGCACGGCCUCUGGGUCCUGAAAGGCUACGCGCCCGUGCUCGCCAUGCCGCGCGUGGUCGCGGGCCCCGCGUCCACGUCCAUCGCGGCGUCGCCGCACGAGGUGCCCGAGGAGCCGGCGCUGCGGUACGCCCUGGCGCACCAGCAGCUGGAGGCCGUGGCGCAGCUGGAGUACGCGGUGCACGUGCGCGACAGGAGGUUCGUGACCGUCUCCGUGCACGUCGACAACGUUCGGGUACGCGUCGCGCGGCUCGCGUUCCGUAAGGACGACGGCGACGGCGGCGGUAACGACGGGGAAGAAGAAGACGACGCCGGCGUCGACAACGACGUCAUGGACGGCGAGAGCCAUUUCCCGUCCCGUAUCCGCGUCUGGGUCGGCCCGCUGUUCGGCGCGUCCUAUGCCACGGGACCGAGCCUCGGCCGCUCCACGGGGAACCCCGAACGUGACGUCGAGAUGACGCGCACCGUCAAGGGCGCCUUCGCCGGCGCCACCAAACCAGCCAACGGCGGCGGCGGCGCGCCAAGAAUCAAGGCGAAGAUGCGCUCGUCGGCGCGGACGCGUAACAGGAGCUGGCGGUGGGAGCAGGAGGCCGAGGGCAGCGCCGGCGUGUUCGAGGGGGUUCUCUACGACCCGGUCACCGGGACGGAGGUGUCCGCGUGGCGCCCCGGCAUCGGCGGCGGCGGCACCGGAGCAGCAGACCCGAGGAACGGCAUGAGAAGGCGGUAUGGCGGGCCUGGGCGGGCGUUCAGCAAGAUGCGAGGUCUGGUGGUGGCCGGCGACGAGCUGCCGGAGGAGAUGACGUGGAGGGUGGGGAGGGAAGCAGAAGGGAGGACGCUGCGCUGGCGGUUAGGGCUCAAGGCUUGGGUGAGCUACCUGCCCAACGAAGUGAGGAGCCGCCACUUCGAGACCCGCUGCGUCGAGUGGGCGCACGAGGUGGAUCUGCCGCUUGUGGCCGUCGACGGCGACGAGAGCUAA